Cyphellophora attinorum is the source of this 378-nucleotide messenger RNA. RefSeq lists its product as uncharacterized. The transcript has 2 exons. The record is from RefSeq and is a predicted model, not a curated record. Bases 1 to 378 code for a protein of 125 amino acids. NCBI's taxonomy places the organism in Eukaryota, Fungi, Ascomycota, Eurotiomycetes, Chaetothyriales, Cyphellophoraceae.
AUGUCGUACCUCGCCCGCUCGAUACGCUCCUCACGAGCAGCGACUCUCCUCACAGCUCGCCGUCAUGCCGCCGUACCAGCUACCUUCCACACAAGCUCAAUAAACCGCGCCAUGUCCGAAGCAGACCACCGUCCUCUAACACCAGCCCACAAAGACGACGACAAGCGCUCAGAGAAGAUCGACACACACAAGCACGACAGCGUUGGCAAGGCCAAGUCCGGCGAGGGCGAAUGGAAGCCAGAGUUGGCCAGCCAGAGCGAGCAGGUCGCGCAGCAUGAGAACAAUGAUAUGAGCAUGAAAGAGAUGCAGGAUAUGGGGGCGAAGAAGGCGGAGGAUGGGAAGAGGCCUUCUGGGAGUGAGAGCUCGAAGAAGGCGUAG